Messenger RNA from Phoenix dactylifera (date palm), 918 nucleotides. Lineage: Eukaryota; Viridiplantae; Streptophyta; Magnoliopsida; Arecales; Arecaceae. The record is from RefSeq and is a predicted model, not a curated record.
CCUCAGGGACACGCAGAUGGAUAGAUAGAUAUAGAGAGAGAGAGAGGAGGAGGGUCGAGAAAAGUCUGAGGGAAGUCAGAGAGAGCGGGAGAGAGAGAGAGCGGUUCUUGUAAGUAUAUUAUAUUUCUCUGCUUGUCUUGUUCGAGAGGUAGUUUCUGAGAUCCGGCGCUGCUACAGUUAGAAAGAAGAACGAGGAGAUAUGGCUUGAGAUCUCGAUAGCUCUCUGUUUCUUUUCUGCUCCUUUUCUCCUUCGGUUUCUACUUGCUUCUUUAAGAGGCGGUGUUGAUGGAGUUGAUGAGAGAGAGGAGGAGAGGUGGAUCCUUCUCAAAGUCGGCUCUUUUAUGCUGGGUUUUCAUCUGCCUCUUCUCUGCCUGCGCUUUGAUCGCCAGCACCAACAGCAGGACUGCUCAUUUAGGCGAGGAAGCAGAGAUUAGAAGCUCAAGAACGGAUUCUUCUACUCAGGGAGGAUUGGUGCGGUGGCGGGAGCUGAGCGGGGGCCCGGGGUCGUACCCGCCGCGGUGUACGUCCAAGUGCGGUUCGUGCACGCCGUGCACCCCGGUGCACGUGCCGGUGCCGCCGGGCACGCCCGAGAUCACCGAGUACUACCCGGAGGCCUGGCGUUGCAAAUGCGGCGACAAGCUCUACAUGCCCUGAGCUCUUCUGCAUGCCCUUGUCCUCAUCAUCAUCAUCAUCAUCAUCAUCAUCCAGAAAGAUUGUUAUGUUGUAUUAUUAGUUCUCAUGUUAAUUGAGAGCUCUCAUGUAGCAAUAGCAUAGAGUUUAUUGAUGUCCACAUGUGUAUGUACCAUGAGGUGGAAAUGAAGUGGUGUGAAAUAGUGAAGAGCAAUGGGAGGAGGGAGGCAUAAAUUUUUCUUACGAGUGUAUAGGCUUUUGACUAUUGAAGUAGGGGGAAUUUUUUCA